UACACAUGAUGCGUUGAUAGAGAAGGUAGUUGUGUGUUUCAAUCAGUUGGGUAGGCUUCUGACUUAUGUCUGUUGUACAAUUUUAAGGGGGUGUGGGGGAAGAAUGAAAGAGUUCUUCCAAAAACACGGACGAAAUCAUGAACGGUGCGGUGUAUAUUUCGUUUUUCCAAGGCCAGCUCGAAUCUGUUCUGGAGCAAGUAGUUCAACUCGCGGUCCAGGAAAUAAGCAAGACUGUAGGGGCGAGCUUGAAUUCAAUGUUAAUGGAAACGGCUGUCAAAGAACAAGAAAACCAACGACUCAGGUUAAAGCUGCAAAAACGGGAGUUUGAACGUAAAGGCAUCGAAAAUGGGUCUCUGUCCAACGGUGGCAAAGCAGACAACGCGGCCGUGGACAGAACAAAGCCCGACUCACACACCCCCAGCCUAAGAUUGGAGCGCAGCGUGUCCGCAGACACACGAAGACUUGAGCAAAAAGGACGUGUCGUGGGCCAGCUGAAAUCCGUGAUGGAGCAGGUCCUGGACUUUGCCGCGUGCGAGCUGGGUAAGAUCGUGGAGGCCAGUUUCGAGGACCUGCUCCUGGAGAUCACGGUGAAGGAGCGCGAGCAGCAGGAGCUGGAGGAGCGUCUGCGAUGCAGCCGCCCAGAGAACGGAAAGAGCCGGGCCAGACGGCGCUGCUCCGAGCCCGACCCAGCCUCGCCCGACCCAGCCUCGCCCGACCCAGCCUCGCCCGGCCCAGCCUCGCCCGGGAGCCAGGGGGGCGUCACGGGGCCCAAGGUCGCCCGGAAGGAGGACGACGCGACAAAUGACCCGGAGAAGCCUGCCGUGCUCUCGGUGGCACAGGACUGGGUGCCCAUCCUGGACAAGGUGUUUGGGCAGAAGUGGUGCAGCGACUUGUGGCAGAUCAAGGAGCUGGCGUCUCCCGGGAGGGGCUCCGGCUCCAGCGCGCUCCUCCGGGUCGAGGAACUGCAGCCGUCGCCCACGUCCCCCCAGCAGGAGCCCCAGUGGAUGCCUCUGGAGGACAUGGAAGUUCUCUCCACCACCCCUGACCCCCCGCCUGUCUGCGCCCCUCCACGCACCCCCUCAGCGGACGACUCCCCUCUCAGGUCCCCGUCCAUGCUCCACCGCCUGCUCACCCUCCCCGCCCAGCUCCUGGAGGACGACAAGGACACGGACGCCUUGGAGAUCCUGCCGGCGCCGGCCGAGACCUCGCCCUGCGCAGCGCUGCGAGUCCGUGUCGAGUCACCCAGCCAGAGCUGCCUGUCCCCCCCCACCAGAAGAGAAGAGGAGGAGGAGGAAGAGGAGGAGGAGGGGGAAGAGGAGGAGGAAGACGACGACGACAAAGGGACAAAGGUGAGGAAUUCAAAGGGCAGGAAGUCUCUGGGGUGUAAGGAGUGCGGCAGGAAGUUCGGACGACCGCAACUCCUCAAGGCCCACCAGCAGACGCACGCCAUCACCUCGGCGACGCUACGCUGCUCCGAGUGCGGGAAGAAGUUUUCCCAGGCUUCGCGGCUCCAGGCGCACCUGAAAAGCCACACGGGGAAGAAGACCUGAGUGAACCCAGAGGGAGAGACGCUCAGAUGGGGCUCCCAGCUGUCGUCACAGCAGCAUAUCAGUGGAUGUUGUCACCACGCACAAGCUCACAUUAAAGUACUUUUGGAUUUGGGAAUACAAGGCAUCACGUGACCUGUUGUCGAUUCCGAAGGUACUUUGAUACAAGAAAUUCAAAAGGAAACCUUUCCAGACACACAAGGAUAGUUUAACAGCCUGUUAGUAUGUGUAUUAUAUCUCCUUAUUGUUGACUCCAUUUGGAUGCUUCAUCAGUUAUUCGGAUGAAUGUGGUUGGAGUCGUCAAGGUUUAUCACUUGUAGGAAGUGUUUGUUCUGUUGUCACGGGACUCCUGUCACUUGCUACAAGACAUGAAGUGACCUUUUAUGAAGUGCUCUUUCAGUUUUCUCAAACUAGACUUUUGUUGUUUUGGUUUCUUUAUUGUUUUUGUUUGUACACAUUUUGGAAUAUCAAGCAGAUCAUUUUCUGCUGUAAUAUUUCACAUCGUUUUGUACUCCAAAAGCCAGGAUACCUCUUUUGGCCCGUAGCGUACAAAUACAAAAGUGGCGCUGACCAGCGAGAAUCUGACCUUUCAUUGGCAUAGGUGUUGAAUGUGAAUCACAACUCUUUUUUUUCCCUGGCGCUGCAGCAGUGACUUGGACACUUAAAAAGGGCUUUUGUGCCUGGGAAGAGAUACAGACUGCCAUAGCCUGGACAGGGGCUGGUCUUUAGUGUUUUCCUCUGAAUGUGAAACUGGUGGAUUUCUCUACCUUCAUGCAACUCACAAUCUUAGUCUUUACUGACAGUAUUUACCCCUUUCAACACAAAUACCUCAUUUUACACAGAUUCACUCAUGUUCGGUUCAACAAAGGGAUUGUUACAUGGGUAGCCCUUUUGUAAAUGUAACACAAAUCCACAAUAUUACAGUGCAAUGCUCUCCAGAAUCAUGGGACUUCCUCCUUCACGAUGGACUAGAGGCCAAGCUGUGAGCUGAGCACACUGGUCACAGCCUCAACAACCAAAUAACCCGUCUCCUCAAAGGGACCUUCGGGGGCUGAGGAGAAGGAGGAUGAUGAAGGGAAAUGGCCUCACUCAUGUGCUGACUGGUAGAAAGUCCGAAUCAUACUCGGUAUCCUAGUAAGUGGUGCAAUACCACCAUUGUUUAUUCUCUUUGUUUUGUUCUUUGUCCCUUGCCAGCUUGUCUACAGUACAUUUAGGGAACAUCUUAAUGAAUGAAAAGUAUAAAUAUUAGUCUGCUCUUCUUAUGUGAGCAUUUGCCUGAAACAAUAUACUCUGUUGGAGGGUUGAAGGGAGAGGGGAUUCCGGUAAAGGAGUGUGUGUGUGUGUGUGUGUUCGAGGGUGUGUGUGUGUAUUGGGAGGGGUUGGGGUUUGUGUGUGUGU
Molecule: messenger RNA, 2945 nt
Organism: Hypomesus transpacificus
Lineage: Eukaryota; Metazoa; Chordata; Actinopteri; Osmeriformes; Osmeridae
Product: hypermethylated in cancer 1 protein
Exons: 4
Coding region: 138-1550 (470 amino acids)
Cellular component (GO): nucleus
Source: RefSeq, a predicted model, not a curated record